UUACCUGAGAUAAAAAGGAUUACAUUUACCAAUAUCAAAUGAGGACCCGUCCCAAUCUAAAACUCAAAGGAAUGUGUUUGAUCAUCUCAUUUGAAUAGUACCCUCGUUUUUGUGAUGUGCCAAAGCUGAAUCAUCUUUUUCGACCGAUCAGAAUGAUGAAACAUUCCAUUUGAAUAGCUCCUUAGUUCGCAUACUUCAAACACGACUGUUCAUGUUUGUCAAUGAACUCUAAGCCUUUGCCAAACAGAAUGAAGUUCUCAUCAUAUUGGCUAUGAGUUAUGUUUGCGUGCACAUUGACUCUUCAAUCCUAUGAAGCCUUCAUACAAGAUCUACAGGACACUCUUGGUAAGGCCAAGGAGUAUCUGGAGGACAUGGCCCCCUAUCUCACCAAAGGCCUGAAGACAGUGCAAAAAAUUGAACAGAUCAUGGACUCUGCCAUAGCCGAAGAUUGCCCCUUUGAAUGUCCCCGGGGAAAGAUACCCAUUCCGAACCCCGGACAUGUUCAAACAGCGAAUGGAUGUGGAGCCCUUGAUAUGUUCUUUGAUGAUUCCGAAGAAUCUUGGAUCAAAUUGGAAAAGGAUUUUACCAAGUGUUGCAAUACGCAUGAUGAGUGUUACGACACAUGCAAUGAAGAUAAAGAUAUGUGCGACUUAACCUUCAAGAAAUGUCUGUACAAAGUUUGUCAAAUGAAGAAAUAUGCUUUUCUGGACGAAAAGGCUUGCAAGCUUAAGGCCAAAUUGGCAUAUCUGGCUGUGAUUGGUGUGGGAUGCCAGAUGUUUAAAGAUGCCCAAACAAAUGCUUGCCAAUGUGUCAGAGCCAGUGGUUCUCCAAGAGAUUAUGACCGACAAGAACUGUAACCCCAUGUAUACGAAUUUAAGAAUAUAUUUUCAUCAGUGUC
Molecule: messenger RNA, 898 nt
Organism: Tigriopus californicus
Lineage: Eukaryota; Metazoa; Arthropoda; Copepoda; Harpacticoida; Harpacticidae
Gene: GXIVsPLA2
Product: group XIIA secretory phospholipase A2-like
Exons: 1
Coding region: 279-857 (192 amino acids)
Biological process (GO): lipid catabolic process; phospholipid metabolic process; arachidonate secretion
Cellular component (GO): extracellular region
Molecular function (GO): A2-type glycerophospholipase activity; calcium ion binding
Source: RefSeq, a predicted model, not a curated record